Ilex paraguariensis (yerba mate) is the source of this 498-nucleotide messenger RNA. The record is from the annotation of a GenBank genome assembly. Lineage: Eukaryota; Viridiplantae; Streptophyta; Magnoliopsida; Aquifoliales; Aquifoliaceae.
AGGAUGAGAAGCAAGAGGAAAUGGAAGGGAACAAGGAGUAAGAGAUGCAGAAGAAGAACUAGAAGAGGAGGAAGAAGAAGAAUGAGGGAAGAGAAGGAAAAGGAAAAGGAUGAGAAGAAUAAGGAGAAACAGGAAAAUCGAUGGAAAAAAGGAAGGAAGAUGAGUACAUUGAGGAAGGAGUGGCGAGAGGAGAAGAAGAGGGAGAAGAAAGAAAAGCAAGAGGAAAAACAGGAGAAAAAGGAGAGAACAGAACUAGCAUUCCCUAGGAGUAGGACGAGGAGAAGGAUAAGGAGAAAAUGGAGGAGGAUUAGAGUGAAGGAGGAUGAGCAAAAGAAAGAGAAGGGGAAGCAAGAGGAAAAACAAGUGAAGAUGGAGGAACAAGGGGAAAAAAAGAAGAAUGAGGGUGGAGAAGGAGCAGGAGAACAGGGAGAGAAUGAGAAAGAGAGAAAUCGGCUGGAAAAAAAGACAGGAAUGAGAGAGAGAAAAAAAGAAGGAUGA